UUCCCAGUAAGCCAGAAGUAUUCUUCAUUAAAUACAAAACUGAAGAUGAAGCUACACAUGCUCAAAAACAAAUUCAAGCUGAAUAUGACAAAAUUGAGGGUACCUCUGAACAUGCCGACGGUGGUGUGGGACAAGUACAAUCAGUUAUUGGAUCCUUGGGCGGUGGCAGUGAUUUUGGUGCUAGUUCUACCAAUGUACACCAAACCAGUGGUAGUAUUGGUGGUUUUUCAGGUGUUGGUAGCAGCGGUGUUGGUACUGGUGGUUUCUCUGGAAUUGGAAGCAGUGGUGUGGGUACUGGUGGUUUCUCUGGAAUUGGUAGCAGUGGUGUUGGUACUGGUGGCUUUUCUGGUAUUAGUACCAGUAGUAUUGGCACUGGUGGCUUUUCUGGAAUUGGUAGCAGUAUUAGUGGUGGAUCUGGAAGCACACAAGGCAAUACAUACUUGCCACCAUCCAAUUAGGAAUUUAAUGAACCUAACACUUUUUAAGCAAGGCACAAAAGUAUUAUUAUAA
Messenger RNA from Teleopsis dalmanni, 510 nucleotides. RefSeq lists its product as uncharacterized. The transcript is spliced from 2 exons. NCBI's taxonomy places the organism in Eukaryota, Metazoa, Arthropoda, Insecta, Diptera, Diopsidae. The record is from RefSeq and is a predicted model, not a curated record. The coding region runs from base 46 to 510 and encodes 154 amino acids.